UAGCUAGCUGACGUUAGCGAAGUUAACUAACAUUACGGAGGUCGCAGAUUUUCAGAAUGCAGUGUUGGACCCACUGUUGGACUAACGUUAUCUGGAAAGCAGCAGGCCUGUACAUUGCAAAUUAGACUAAAUAUGUAGCUAAGUUAGCUAGUUAACUUGUACACUAGUAGGUAGCUACAUUUUAAAUAGGGUUUCCAUUUAAUCAGCCCACCUUUUAGUACGCUAAUUUAGCUUGUUAGCGUUUGUUUCUUCCGUGCUAGCUUGGUACAGCAUCAGUAGCUGUGUUCAGGAUUUAUCUAGCUCCUCUCUCGAUAACGUUAGCUAGCUUUGGCAGCAAGAACAGAAGUUAUCGAAAGCUAAAUUAGGUGGUUAAAGCUAACGCUACACAGCUAAUAAACAUAUUCCUCCAUUUCUAACUAGGUUGUGCCAGCUAGUCAGAGUUAUUGCCUCUUUUUUGUAUUUUUAUUUUUUGUUAGUAUUGAAUUCGUCUUAUAUUUGAACCGGAACAGUACACCACAUUGAAACAAGAUUGACCAUCCAUAAUUAACGUCUCCCAUUUCCUUGGUAAACCAAUGUCUUAUGUUUUUAAACGAGUGUUAUCUAGCUAGCUAACGAUGUCUUUCCUAGAAAGUUUACUCGCAUAUUUUAAUCUGGGUAACUUGCAAUGGCUGUGCAUGGUUACCCUGUUCAUUGCCUCUGUUGUUACGGUGCUCAUUUAUCUGGUGCAAUACUUUUAUGGCGAUUUGCGUGUUGGGAAUCCAAAUGAAAUUACACAUUCGGAAGAAGCAGACGCUCUGCUGAAUUGGGCGCUGUCACUGAAAAGCUGGAGAUGUCAGUGGAAGAGAGCCUGGUUCAGAGCCUUGAACGACGAAGCGAAGAAGCCCGGGGGUGGUGUGCAACUAACAUUUGAAGAGGAUGACCUUCAGUCUUCAGAACUGGUCGUCAGCCAUGUAUCCAGCUUUAAGAAAUCUACUGAGCUUAAGAAUGUGCGCUGUCAGGUGGUGGGGGACAGGCUGCAGUUCUCCUUCAGUGUGCCUCAGAAGUCAGCCACACCCACUGAUCCCCUGAGGUACAGCGUUAAAAUCUCUCCACUUCAUAUGCAGCUGGACUUGCAGAUGCGUGAGGCAUCAGAGGAAGUGCAUGUGGCCUGGGUGUUGUCACACUUGGAGGUCUGGGAUCUGCAGCUCACGCCCAGCUACACACAGAUUAGCACAGCUGGCCCCAGCGUGGCGGAGGUGAGGGACAGACUCCGGCAGAUCCUGUGCGGGGCUCGUCCUUCAGUGCUGCUGAGCAGCCGGCCUACCCAGGGAACAGAGCUGAAGGAAGCACGGAACAAAGCAUCUCAGGUGAUCUCACCCCCUAAACCCCCACGCGCCCAUGAUUGGAAGCUGCUAGUGAAGAACAUCAGAGCCACAUUCAAGCAGGAGGACAAUGCUGCUGGCAGCAUGAACUCCUACUGCGUCCUCCAGCUGGAUGACCCACCUCAGAAACUCUCCUCCUCUGUGUUAAAGAAUGCCUCCAGCCCAUACUGGGAGCAGCCCUUCAUCUUUGAGCUGAGUGGGCGAUCAAAAGAGCUGAAUAUUCAACUCCUGGAUGAUGGGAAACCACAGGAGAGCUCCCUGUUGGGUCAGGUUUCAGUGCCUUUUGAUCUUGUUAAGAAGCAACCCAAAGGACAGCAGACAUUUGCACUUAUGGCUAAAGACCAAGUGGUUGGCACGCUUUCCACAGAGUUCAGGUACCUGGAGCCCAGUGAGGUCCGGUCCUGGCAGACCCCCACCCCUGCCCCCACCAAGAAGGUGGAGAUGGACCGCACGGUCAUGCCCUGUGGCACUGUAGUCACAACCAUCACCGCAGUGAAGAGCAAACCAGGCCGGCCGCUUCCAGCUGGACUCAAUGGAGAGUCUCCUAUGAAGCCUCCAUCCAAAUCCAAGCUGUCGGAGAGACGAGUGUCGGAGCAGCCCUCCAUGUUAGGAGCCACAGUCAGCAAGGCCUUGUCAUCCUCAGACACAGAGCUCUUAAUGCUGAACGGGACGGAUCCUGUGGCAGAAGCUGCGAUCCGACAGCUCCACGAGUCGGCCAAGCAGAAGCUCAAGUCCCCUGUGAAAAAGAGCACCAUCAUCAUCUCUGGGGUGGCAAAGACUCCUCUGUCUCAGGAUGAUGAGAUGGCUCUGAUGGCGGGGUAUGCGGCAGCCAUGGACGCCUCCAUGACGGAGGGUUCCCACGACACGUACGCAGCGUCUGUGGCGAGCUCUGGCACUCAGGACCCGUCGGAUGACCCCCAGGAGGGCCCCAGCGGAGUGGGGUGCGGGGGUGACUGGGAGGCCCAGGCGGCAGAAGACCCCGACACGGAUAAGAAGUCUGCGCUGUCGCUGUGCAUAUCCGAGUCCACUUCCAAAAAGGGGAAAGGCAGUUUCCUGCACAAGAGCGCCAAGCUCUUCUUCCGCCGCCGGCACCAGCGCAAGGACCCGGGGAUGAGCCAGUCGCACAACGACCUGGUUUACCUGGAGCAUCCGGUGGCCGUGGAUAAGGAACGCAGGACUGCCACGUUCAGCCGCAUCAUCAACAGGAAGCUGUUGCCAAAGAGCAAGAGCAAGGCCAAUGGCUCUGCGGGGGACCCGCAUGCAUGACCCCUCCCCCUAGCUCUGCACUGAUUAGCCCCCCCACCCUGAGGUGGGGGGCGGGGGGAGCGCAAACACCUCCUCCCCUCCCUUUAAAUUCUUUUACUGAAAUGGAUGUGGACAAUGAUCUUAAUGGAUUUCUGAAGAAGUGCAGAAUGAGAGAUUUAACCAUUUAACAAAUUAACCUUUGCAACAGACAUUUGGAACUGUUAGUUUCACUUUCAAGACCGUGGCCUUCUAAUCUGCUGUAAGAAAUGCAGUGGCCAUGCUAUGUAUCGUUUCAUGAAUAUAACCCCUUUUUGGCUUUAUGGUUGCUGGUGGCCAAAAAGAACAAAAACAUGGGAUUGCGCAUUUCAAGAGACAGAGAAAGUUUACGCCUUUCUCAGUUUUAGACAGGCCUGUUCUGGAUGCAUUUAUAUGAAAUAGUGCAACAUCUGUGCAAUGAUGAGUGCUGUUCUGAUACAGGCUUUGCUGUGCAUAUCACAAUGGGAGUUUACUGUUGAGACAAAGGGAGACCAAUUGGUUGCACUACAUGGUGGAUUCCAUAGGAGGCCAUUAGGCUACUUGAAUACUAGUUAUUGCUUUAGUAGUUUGGUGUCCAUUUUCAUCAUUUAUAUUGACUAUAGUAUGCAGCUACUGUGAAAAUCCUUUAUUUAAGACUACAUCUUAUACUUCAUGGGUCCAGUUUAUGAGCAUGCAGUCAAAGUAGGCAUGUCAGUCCAAUAAAGUGUAUAUACUGUUUAUUCCAGUCUGUACUCUCAAAAUGAGUCUCAGCAACAAGGUAAAACGGAGUAGGUAAGGAAGGUAACAUGUAAACACUCCCACACACUCAGUGCGGUCAGAAAUACCAGUGCUUCAUGGAGAACAUGAAGAAAGUUGUUAAUUGGCAUUUUGAAUGUUUUUCUUGCCUUUCCAUUUUGAUGUUACGGUUUUUGAAAGCAUAUGCAAGUGAUUACUGUUUGUUUCUUUGUUUUGUUUUUUUUUUCUUUUUUUUGUCCAACACUACAGUCUUGUAAAUGGUGUUGUUUUUUGCAGUAUUGCAAAUGUAACCCAUGAAAGGCAAAUGAAAUUUACAUUGCGGAAACACUACCUUUAGUGGUGCCAGUGGGAGUGGGAUGCUUGUACAUUCACACAUCAUGGUUGCUUCAUGACUACUGUUUUAUGUCUUUAAUGACACACCAGAGCUUUAAACAAUAAUGGAGAUAUAUAUGAGGAAUAGAAAAUCUGAACAGUUUACCUGGAUGCUUUUGUUUGUUUGUUUGUUUUUUUUCUUGCUUUGUGAUUGUAAGAUUUUUUUUUUUACCUAUGCAGGCAAGCAUUUUAUAAGAAAUGGCACCUAAGUAUCAGUUCACUAGAUAUCGACUACUGUUCAUCCUUUCCUGAAUGAGCCUAGUGAGUUACUGCAAAUACAUCAAAUCCACAGUACAGUAUAUAGACAUGGUGGAACCUGUAUGAUGGGUUCAUCCUCUAGCCUUAAAAGCCUACAACCCAAAGCCUUUGUGCUACCAUGCACUGGAGCAGAGUAAUAGUCGUUGCAGGUUUUGUGCUGGCAACUGGCAUGUGGGUGUGCUCUGUAUCGUCUGUGUAGGCAGGUGUAUAUAAUCACUGGGGAGGCUGUGCAGUGUAAUUCCUCCUUUGCAGUCUUUUGGUUGCUGUCCCUAGCUGUUGUAUCUUGACUUAAGCCUUUUUGGGAUUACAGUACUGGGAAAGAAUCUACAGACCGUUUGCAUGACUGGCUUUGAGAAGUCUAAUGACAUGCAUUUAAAAAUAGAACUCCUGCCUAUUUAGAAAAUCAAAACCGAAAAAGGGUUUUCUGGCCUCUCGGGUGAAUCUGUAGGUGUAUCUGCUUGGCCUUUUGAGUUUCAUUGCAGAGCUUCAGCAUAUUUGCAGAGGAAAAAUGGCUGCAUUGCAUGCUGUGGGUUGGUCUAAUGUUUAACUACCACAUAACUUCUUUAUAGAGUUUUUAUUUGGGUUAUAUUUGAGCAGUGGUGGAUUAAAUAUUUACUCAGGCCAGUGGUGUUUCCAGUGGCCUCGGUAACUCACUUUUUCAGUACACAUACAGUUGCAUUUCAGCCAUGCCUGAAACAAAAUGUUCUGUGUGUAUAUAUGCAUACACAUACAUCCACACAUAUGUACACACAUGUGCACACACAAAAAAAUCCAGAGAGAGAGAGCUUGAUGGCAGUUUUUAAUCUGGCAGACUUGAUUCUGAGCCUAACAAGUCUGCCUGUAAUAUAAUAUAAAAAUGUAUACUUGUACAUUGUGGAAAUGGCCUGUAAAUAAACUGCUUAUUGACAUUUUAUAUUAGCAUCAAUUCCAUCUAAUAGACAGAGCUCAGAUGCCUCUUAAUAUAGAUUGUCAGUCAAUGCAAUGCAGGGAUUAUCACCAAUGAACAUAUCAGGAUUAUAAUUUUGAGCAAUAAAUAUUGACUGAAUAACCAUGAUGCUGUGUGCUUGUUUUCA
Molecule: messenger RNA, 5080 nt
Organism: Megalops cyprinoides (Indo-Pacific tarpon)
Lineage: Eukaryota; Metazoa; Chordata; Actinopteri; Elopiformes; Megalopidae
Product: C2 domain-containing protein 2
Exons: 14
Coding region: 615-2627 (670 amino acids)
Source: RefSeq, a predicted model, not a curated record